AUGAUUGGUCACACAGUAGUGGAGAAAACACGUUGGAUAUUAAGCAGAAGCUGGAGUGUUGAUGGAUGCUUGCUGGCAGGACAUCGUUGCAUUUGUGUUGUAUUCUAGUUAGAAGGCUGUAACUGUUGACCGUGGCUGAGCCCAGUGUAACUCUCCCUCCCUGUGUGUCCCGUUCAGCUGAGCCCGGUCCACACGAGACCCUCUUGCACUUUGCGGCUCGGCGCGGUCUGCGGAGGGUGGCCCUGUUCCUGCUCCAGCAGCCAGGAGGCAGAGAGGCUCUCAGACAGCCCAACAAGCAGGGCUCUACACCAGUCAGCGUGGCAGAGAAGAGGGGCCACGACCAACUACAGCAGCUCUUCACUGAGUAAGUACUUAACUGGAUCACAUACUGUAUACUACACACAGGACCUAAACAUGAAUAACCUUUUAAUAACCUUUAUUACACUAGUAAUAACCUUUAGAUACAUUAUUAUUAUGUUUCUAUGGGAGUAUGCUGGCUAGCCAAUCGUUUCUACUAACCUUGGGACGUACUGUAUGAUGAAAAGCCGGACUUACUGAACUAACACAGUGUAAUAAUAUAUUCUGCUGUUUUCAGAGUGUUAUCUGUGAAUGAAACACACAGCACUCUCCACAGCACUCUUCCUCUUUUUGAAACACAUACCAUAUAUUCUUCGACAUUAGCUAGCAAACUAGGAUUUGGAAUCCAAAUCAACGAGAGGUCUUUAUGUAACCAUGGGAAUGGGAACAGCUCUAUGGUUAGUGAGGGGCUUGUUGGGGAUGUUGAAAUGUGUUUGGAGUGUUGGGGGAACACAGAGAUAAGCAGACAGACCAAGGACAAACUCCGGACUGCUGCUGUAAACAGUUGAUGUCAGCACAGAAAUCACAACAGAAUCCAACUUUAUUUAUAUGCAAUUUGUUAAAGUACAUCACGUCAGACUAGUAUGGGUCUUUUUUCGUGGGACAAAAUCACAAAAUGUACCUAUAAUUAGGAGGAUAUGUGUACGUGCUAGAUGACAGCUCGUAGACUACACAGCGUUCUCACCAGCUUUGAUAGCUGUAUGGGACUGGUUCCAUGUGCCCUGUGAACCAUCUGAGCUGUACAAUAACACCAGGCACCAUUUUGUUUUCUAAACUACACCAAUGUUAACUCAGCAUCCCCACGUGUAGGCUACAUCCCUCAAACAGAGAUGACAGUGUUACCACAAAAAAAUGAAUGUACAAGUGGCGGGAAAUAGAGGUUCUAGGGUCCUUGUAUACAAACUGUCAGAGCUUUAUCAGAGUUUAUCUAGCGGAGGUAGUUCUGUCCUAUUGGUAGACAGUAACCACAACCUCCACUGGCACUGUGGUGAUCUGUUCUCCAGCUGGGCACAUAUGAGUGACCUCAUUACAGAGCACCUGAGAUCACCAGCUUUCUCUAUAACAUGGAGGUUGAGAUGUCGCCUAGUCCCAGACAAAGAUAUGCUAUCCUGUGCUGACCAAGAACAGUAGAGAGUGGGCCCAGGGACACUCUCAGGCCACAGCAAUGGUGACUCUCGGUCUGUCUGCGUCACACAGGCUGUCCCCUGGUGACCUGGUUUGGUGGAGGCAGUGAAACCUUAUAACCAUAGGAAAGAGAAGGGCCUGGUGGGAGCUCCUCAGAGAGUUAGUGUGUGUGUUACAGAAGAGAACUGUAGCUAUUCUCCAUACCAGACCAGCAUUUUCUCCUUACCUGGACACCAAGCCGUGUUCAUCUGUCUGAUAUUGUUUGGGGAGGCUGUUAUGUUUUUGAAAUAGUCCUGAGUUAAGCUGGGAGUAGAGAGAUUGAGUCACCUGGGUGCUGGUGUUAAAUGCUCUGAGACAGGAUUAGUUCAGGUCAGGGAGAAGCAGAGGGCCUGCUGUUAUUUGGCACAGGAGAACAGUUAGGUGUCAUGACUGAAUCCCAACUCACUGGAGACAGCAUACGUGUGCAAAUUCCACUUGCUGACUGUGGGAAUAAAUUGGUUAAGUUGUAUACUAGUAAUCUAGUAAUAAAGUAGUAAAAGCUCUAACAUUUAUAGUGCAGUUCUGUGUGUUGUUAAGAGAUCUCCCCUGGAUGUGGAGAGAGUUGAGGCUACCUCCUGGGUGCGUUCAGGUUUCCAACUCAGGCCCCACAAAGUGCCUCUGUUCUGUUCUUCCCCCGCCCUGCGUCUUGCCUUUCAGUCCCCACUGAGUGAUGUCAGGGGGUUGCCAUGGACACCCAUUCAGCCCUUUAUUGCCCUGCGUUGGCACUGAGCACCAUGAGGCAGGUGAGAACAGCCCCAGAUCUCAUCACUACUGCAGACCUGGCUUCAAAUAAUAUUUGAAAUCUUUUAGUGUUCGCUCUAACCUGCAUGGAGUACCAUAUGGCCGGGGUUUGCUGUUUUGGGACUGUUCCAAUGGUCCAUUAAGCCAGGCAAGCUCAAUCAAGCACAUAUUACGUAUUUUAAAUGAUUUCUAAUAGUAUUUGAACCCAGGUCUGCACUCUUGUUCCAGGGGCUUCAUGGGGCUGGGGCUAGAGGGGGAGGAUCUUACUCAUCCCAUCCAUCUACUUAAAUACUCCCUCAUGCCUUUUGUUUACAAAGCCUUGUUUCGAUCAGAUUGUUUUGUUGUGUCUCACACGAGAGUGUACCAGCAGUGACAUCAUCACCCCUGAGUCAGUUGGGGUCAGUUCCACUCAUUGAGAGAGUGUAGAAAAGUUGACUACCCAGGCAGAAACAGACCCAGAGCCAGCUCAACAGGACAAUACACUACUGUAGACCCUUCGUCCUUGCCUGGGUUUACCCAUUACAAGACACAUUUAGUCUAGAACUUAAUUUUAGCUCAGCCAUGUUUGUUACUCAGUAGAAGUGUUUUCACAUGAAGUAGAUUAGAAAGGGAGGGGUAGUGUUUUCUUUUUCAAUUCCACUGAUACCAUAGAACAAUUAAUUAAAUACCAGAUAUCUGACGGAGUAGAAGUAGCAAUACAAUGAAGCUGAACCAGUUUGGAGGUUGGCGGUCGAUUUGAUGAAAAGUUUGGUAGUACACCAUGUAUCCAGUGCCUUCCUACCCUGGGAAUGAACCUGUCAUUUACACUAGGUGAUAUAUUAUGGGCGUAGGUAGUGGUGCUGAAUGCUGAAUCAGUGCUAUGUGAUGUGAUUGUGUUGGGCAGGGUUGAGACCUCGUCGGAGACCCAGAUAAAGACGGAAGAGAGGCAGUGUUACCCAGGAGGCCGAGUGCUGCAGCACCACCCCAAACUGAACACAUACACCCUGACGGUGGACACGUUGCUAGGGAAACCUCCGCCCAGCCUAAAGGGAGAGGUGGAGGAGCUACAGAAACUCAUACAGCGCCACAGAGACAAGAAGGUGAGCUAUAGAACUCUGCUUUCAACUCUGUUCCUGUUUUAACUCUGUUCCUGUUUUAACUCUGUCUGCUUUUAACUCUCGCAUUUUGUUGCUUUAAAUCAUGACUUACUUGACUUAUUCCUUACAUCUACUAAUGGAGCAAAGGGCUCAUUGUCACGCCCUGACUCAGGGGACGUUUGUUUGUUGAGUCAGGGUGUGUAUAUUCUAUGUUGUAUAUUUCUAUGGUGAUAUUCUAGUAUGUCUAUUUCUAUGUUGGCCGGUGUGGUUCCCAAUCAGAGGCAGCUGUCGCUCGUUGUCUCUGAUUGGGGACCAUACUUAGGCAGCCUAUUGGCACUAGUGGGUUGUGGGAUCUUGUUCCGUGUUAGGUAUGUUUGUUUUGUGUACCUUGGACUUCACGUUUCGUUUGUUGUUUUGUCAUUGUGUUUAUUCGGAAAAAUAAACAUGUACGCAUAUCACGCUGCGCCUUGGUCCGUCCCGUUCAUCAACGAGCGUGACAGAAGAUCCCACCAAACGAGGACCAAGCAGCGUGUCCAGGAGCAGACAGCCUGGACCUGGGAGGAGAUCCUGGACGGAAAGGGUUCCUGGACAUGGGAGGAGAUUCAGGCCGGGAUGGAUCGCCGUCCUUGGGAGGAGACAGUGGAGGCGCGGUAUAGAGAGGAGCAGCGGCAACGCAGAAGGUGCCGGCCGAGGAAGUAGCCCGAGAGACAGCCCCAAGAAAAUGUUGGGGGGGGGCUAAAAAGGUGGUUGGCGGAGCCUAGUGUUAGAGCAGAGCCAACUCCCCGUACUCACGCGAGGAAGCGUGUGACUGGGCAGGCUCCGUGUUAUGCGGAGCUACGUACUGUGUCGCCAGUGUUCCGGCACAGUCCUGUACGUCCUGUGCUAGCACCACGCACGUGUCGUGCGAAGAUGGGCAUUCAGCCAGGACGGGGUGUGCCGGCUCAACGCUCCUGGUCUUCAGUACACCUCCUCGGUCCCGCAUAUCCUGCGCCUGUUCUACGAGCUGUAUCGCCAGUGCGCGUGCACAGCCCAGUGCGUCCUGUGCCAGCGCCCCGCAUGUGUAGUGCGAAAGUGGGCAGCCAGCCAGGACGGGUUGUGCCAGCUCUCCGCUCCAGACCUCCAGUCCGCCUUCGCAGUCCGGUCCGGCCCGUUCCUGCUCCUCGCACCAGACCAGUGGUGCGUGUUCGCAGCCCGGCCCGGCCUGUUCCUGCUCUUCGCACCAAGCCAGUGGUGCGCGUCACCAGCCCGGUUCGGCCUGUUCCUGCUCCUCGCACCAAGCCAGUGGUGCGCGUCGCCAGCCCGGCCCGUUCUGUUCCUGCUCCUCGCACCAAGCCAGUGGUGCGCGUCGCCAGCCGGCCCGGCCUGUUCCUGCCCCUCGCACCAAGCCAGUGGUGCGCGUCGCCAGCCCGGCCCGGCCUGUUCCUGACCCUCGCACCAAGCCAGUGGUGCGCGUCGCCAGCCCGGCCCGGCCUGUUCCUGCUCCCCGCACCAGGCCAGUGGUGCGCGUCGCCAGUCCGGUACGGCCCGUUCCUGCUCCCCGCACCAAGCCAGUGGUGCGCGUCGUCAGCCCGGUCCGGCCCGUUCCUGCUCACCGCACCAAGCCAGUGGUGCGUGUGUCCAGUCCGGCACAGCCCGUGCCUGUUCCACCGGUGCCUGGUCCGGCACCGGUCAGCUGCUCCACUCCGGAGCCAGAGCAAUCCGCUACACCAGGGUCCAGUCCAGCUCCGGUCAGCGGUUUUCACUCCGGAGCCAGAGCAGUCCGCUCCACCGGUGCGUGAUCCAGCUCCGGUCAGCGGCUCCACUCCGGAGCCAGAGCAGUUCGCUCCACCGUCGUCGGGUCCAGCUCCAGUCAGCGGUUCCAGUCCAGACCCAGACGUCAGCCCCUCUCCAGGUUCGGGGUCUCCCACACCAGGGUCCAGACAGGGCUUGGUACUUCGUGGGACCAAGGAGAGGGGAAGCAGCGCGCCGAGGUCCAGACCUGACCAGGGGCGCAACAGGGUGGCGGAGAAUAGGUGGUGGUCACGCCCUGAGCCGGAUCCGCCUCCGAGGCGGAAUGCCCACCCGGCCCCUACCCUGUUAUGUUUAUGUGGCGUGGUCGGAGUCCGCACCUUUGGGGGGGGGGGGGGGGGUACUGUCAGGGGAUGUUUAUUUGUUGAGUCAGGGUGUGUAUAUUCUAUGUUGUGUAGUUCUAUGUUUUCUAUCUAGUAUGUCUAUUUCUAUGUUGGCCGGUGUGGUUCCCAAUCAGAGGCAGCUGUCGCUCGUUGUCUCUGAUUGGGGACCAUACUUAGGCAGCCUAUUGGCACUAGUGGGUUGUGGGAUCUUGUUCCGUGUUAGGUAUGUUUGUUUUGUGUACCUUGGACUUCACGUUUCGUUUGUUGUUUUGUCAUUCUGUUUAUUCUGAAAAAUAAACAUGUACGCAUAUCACGCUGCGCCUUGGUCCGUCCCGUUCAUCAACGAGCGUGACACUCAUACAGUACAGUAUGUACUCUCAGAUCCUUCAACCAAAUCUUGUGUGCACUAGCUAGCUAAUUAACAUCUGCGAAAAGAGAAAACAUGGCCUAUUGUGAGUUACCUGUAUGCUAUCAGUUUGUUUGCUCUGAAAGAUUUGUGUACGUCUUAUCUUUACAGGAAGUUAAUAUGUGUGUGUGUGUAUAAUAAAUAGUGUGUGAUUUAUUAUUUGUGUCAUUUGUGGGACAGUUAUUCACACUGUGUUUCUAUUUGUACUGUAGGAAGAUCAUGUGCUCCAGCAGCAGUCACCAUACGAGCUGAACACUACAGCAGGAUCCAGUGGCAUCAGCAACACAUCAGCACACUCAGCCACAGAGUCACAGCCCCCUCACAGCCAUGCCCAGCAGUGGAGGGAGGGCGAGACUCCAGCUUUCAGCGCACCAUCCUGUGGAGACCAGCAGGAGGAAGCUGAUAGAGAGAGGACAGGCGUAAUCACUGCCACGCAGGGCAGCAAGGCAGGGCGCUGUAAAAGGAACCAGGAAGAGAGAGAGAAGAGAAGAGCAGAGACUGAGACGUACGAUAAGGCUGUUGCUGCUCCGACGAAGGCUUCACCAGCCAUGGGCCACGCACAGUCUCAGGAACACUCGGAACACACGGAAGCUAAGCAUCGGCCCCUGAGGACUACAGGCAGUAGCUGUGGGGACACGAGGGCUCAGAGGACUAUGGAAAGGCAGGGCGAGCCUGAGAACAUCCAGGAGAUGGAGUCUGGGGCUCCUGUGGAGAAUGGACAGCACGACGGACAUAGCGGUGAGGUUGAGGUGGAGUAUGCUGAGGCCACCUCUGAAUGUAUUCUUCAGACAAUGACGGGAGCUGUGAGCCGCCAUGAGGCACAGGCUGUAGAGUCACAGGACCCCGAACAAAGACAGGAAACCACUACAGCAGUGACAAGUUAUUCUGUGGAGCCCGAGUGGGCCGAUAACAGCAACCAGACCCGGGGGUCUGAGACUGAGAGAGGCGGUGAUCAGGGCGGUACAGACGAGAGAAAGACAGAGGCAGGAAACCCCAGCCAACAGACCAACGGUAGCACUGAGACAACCAGCAGCAGAAGUGGAGAGACUGACACAAACAGCAUGAAGCAGAGCCCCAUUAUGGCGGAUGGAGAGAGUGAGAGCAGCCAUUCACACGGACCAGGUAACGUUACAGCACACAAACCCAGUGAGCAGCAGGUCCUGGAUCAGCAAGUUAAGGACACAUUUGAGGUAGUGGCACCCCCACCACAGCCAAGGCAGGACCAGGACGGCGCCCACAGCCAGGGCCACGAGGCUGGGCAGGAAUGUGAGGAACAGCAGUCCAGUGACUCAGCCAGCAGAACAGCUGAGGAUGGAGAGAGUGGAGAUACCAUGGGGCAAAAACACUGUGAUGUCACGGGCCACACAUCCUCUCGUGAUGAGGGGGAACUCAUCCAGUCGGUCGGCUGCUCCACAGACAAACUGUCUAAGGAGGGGACAGUCACAGGACAGGAGGCCCCUGGGAAGAAGGUGUGUGUACAGUGGGCAUCGUUAGAAGAGGCAGACUCUCUGGCGUGUAGAGAGGAAAUAGCAGCCACAGCAGUAGCAGUGGUGGCUGUAGCAGUAGCAACUGCUGUAGCAAACCUAGAACAAUGCAACUCCAACUCCAUGCUGGAGGUAGGCCAGGUACAGGAAGCUGCCGCUGAGAGCCAGAGUGAGCAUCAGACCGGACCCAAAGACACUGCACCAAGAUCAGGGGUCAUGGUGUCUGAGGCCACUGAGAACCUUAGCACCUCAGACAGGGGUCCGACUGUCUCAGCAGGUCCGUUAGAGGAGGAUGUGAUGGUCAAGAACCCCUCAAAGGGAGCGGAUGAGCCUCAUGUUAGACAGGGAGAGGAGAACAGUCAUCUGUCCAAUACCACACAUGGGAGUGAGAAUGGAGUGGAGGCCAGAUUACCAGGCCUGAGUCUGACCCAGGAAGAAAGUGUAGAAGCCAGCAGAGAGUGUGCAGACUCCCACUCACACACGUUGUUACAUGAUGAAAGGGCUGUGGACAGACAGAGUGCUGAAGUCAUAUCCUCCUCCUCCUCUAUCUCCCCAGAGAGAUCCUCAGAGCUGACACAUCAGGAGGUCAUCCCACAGAGCCCGGCCCCACCAGCCACACCAGCCACACCUGAACAUACUCAUACACCCAGUGACUCGACCCUGACCACCCUUACACACCCAGACAGUGGUACAUCCCUGAGUCCAGAGCUGACUUCCCCCUUGGAGCUAGACAGUGGAACAGGCCUGGGUGACGAGCAGUACAGCUCCUCUGUGGAAGGAGUCAUUGGUGUGUCCUUUGGCCUACAGUCUUCAGACACACUGGAAAGCCUGGAUGGAGUGUGUGAGAGAACACUGGAUACUAAAGAGGAGCGUUCUGAAGCUUUAAAACAGCUUGACAAGCCUGUGAAAGGUAAGGCCACAUAAUAAUAUACAUAUGGCUAGUUUGUAGCUAGUUAUGACCCUUUUAUAUCCUGAUUUUUAGGUUUUUGUCUUUGUUUUGCUUGUAUAGCUAUUAAUUUAUUGCUCAAGAAGAAGAGGAAAAAAGCUUUUAGUAUACAGUUGAAAUAUUUCAAAGAAGAAGAUGACUAUCAGCACUAGCUGAAAUUCAAACAGAUUUGAGGCUAAGCUGAAGCUCACAUUUCAUUUACAUCCCUCUAUUGCAGGGGUCUCCAACCUUUUCUAGCAUCAUUGUUUUUUAUAGCUUUCAAAUAGGCACAUUCUUCUAAUCUCCCCCGGGUCCUUUGUGUACAAGAGAUGUGUUUUCUGUCAAUAUACCUGGUAAAAUAAUGGUUAAUAAACAACUAUAAGGGGCCCCAUAAAACUAUCUUUUGUAUUUUCCGUAAUUCUGUUUUCUUUGUAGAAUUUUUCCUGGUUUGAAUCUUUUUACUCAAUAUUACAAUUAUUCAUAGAGAAACAAUGAAAAUGUAUGUUCUGAGUCAAUGUCAAUGCAUCAGAAGACCAUUUUUGAGGUCUAGGGAAAAAACCAAACAAAUUAGAUUUUUUAGUGUAGUUCCCCUUUAAUUGUGCAUUAAGCAAGAGAGUGUGUCGGUCUAGGAAUGUUUCUGCUUUUAGGCCUACUGCUGCAGCACUGUCACAAAUAAUCAUAUCGUUCUGUCAGGGAAGCCUACUUUAACAUUUAAUUGAGAAGGUUUUUGGGGAAUGUCUUUCUGUCUACACACAAGACGGUUAUCAUUAGCAUCGUUAACUGGCUACAUACAGAGUGAUAGACAAAUGCGCACACCAAACAGACAGACGAGCUAUAUUGCUGGAAAUUAAUUGGCAGAUAAUGUGUUACGUUUGGCUUUUUAAGCCAAUAGUGGGAACCAGGAGUGGGAUAAUGUAAAUGUGGCUUUGAUUGGAUAGUAGCUGGGAGCUUUAUGUUUUUGACAGUUUGCGAUUGAACACAUGAAAAAAAUGCAAGUACUUUCAGAAUUGCUUGGCAAGCUACUCAUAGUUCAUAUUCUUAUCUUUUAUUAUUUCUUAUUGUUGUUGCAUUGUCGAGAAGGAACCUGCAAGUAAGCAUUUCGUUGGACGAUGUAUACCAUGCGUUUCCCAUACAUACGACUAAUUAAAAACGUGAAACUUGAGGAUGGCUGCGAGCUACUGUUAGCUGGUGAUCUGCUUGUUGGAGACCCCUGCUCUACUGUAUACAGUAUCUGAGCCUAGCCCAGCUGCUAAAUUCAGGCCCAGUGUGCAUCCCUAAAAUGCUGUUGAAGUGCACCGCCUGCUCUGAGGCAUAGCACACUGUCGUAUGACUCUGAGCAUGUGACCAUUAGUUCAGCUAUGUGUCAACUGCUGCUAAAGAGAGGCUGUCAUUUGUCAUGACAUUCUGGUGAGGUUGAACUACAGAACAUUUACCUCAAACAAGUCCCCAAACAGAAACUAGAACGAAAUGUAACUUAGCUAAGUCUGUGUGUCCACAAUAUUGUCAGCUUCAGUAUGUGAAUUAGAGAAGCUUGAUUUUCAGGAGAAACAUAACAUGAGACUCUGGCCUCUGGUCCCUGAGUCAGUCUGAAAAGGUCAAAGGCUUCAUAUCAGUCAUCUAGAGCGCUAUGUGAAUGUGAAUGGAGCUGGCUGUUUAUUUAUGUAUGCCAGUCUGUGUAUCCAAGCAAGAAUACAAUGAUCUCACCAGACCUUACAGUAGGCUCUGAAAAUAGAUGUAGCCUGAACGGUGGUCUUCCACUCGGAGCCCCGGGCCAAAUCUUGGCGGUCUGUAAGCACAUGGCUACGCCCUGGCCCUUUCCCGUCUGGAUGGGAAUAUGAAGGAGUUCCUCUACAUCUACACUGAUGUGGUAUAAAUAUCAGUGCAGUGUUGACUGAUGCUCAGCAACAUCAUUGUUCCCUAAUAGAAAUGACUGCGUUUCCCCCCACCUACCUCCUCUCUUCCUGCAUGACAGCUGGUUUGUUGUUGCUAUCCAAAUGGUUGUCAAGGCAGUUUCAUUUACUGAGAGGAUUCAGUGUUAGUUUGUCCUUAAGGUCAUAAGAUCAUAGCUUCAUAUUCCUCUUCCUGUGUCAUCAUACCUGUGUCAUACCUAUGUCUCUUACUGUAUCUCUCCCCAGACAAAGACAUAGUCUGUCCAUCCCAGGGAGAAGAGAAGGGGAAGAAGGAAUCCCUCUCAGACACGACAGACUCUACACUG
Messenger RNA from Coregonus sp. 'balchen', 10479 nucleotides. The record is from the annotation of a GenBank genome assembly. NCBI's taxonomy places the organism in Eukaryota, Metazoa, Chordata, Actinopteri, Salmoniformes, Salmonidae.